Molecule: messenger RNA, 1965 nt
Organism: Quercus lobata
Lineage: Eukaryota; Viridiplantae; Streptophyta; Magnoliopsida; Fagales; Fagaceae
Exons: 2
Coding region: 1-1965 (654 amino acids)
Source: RefSeq, a predicted model, not a curated record
AUGGUCAGGACCAGGUCGAGGGCUACUAGCCCUGGCCGUCAGGGAAGCAGAGGCGCUUCAAGUGAUCCCCAGCGUGAUCGCCAAUCUGCACCAGUCAUGCAGACGUCAUCCGUUCAGAAUAUGCAAUCCAUGGCGGCUGCAAUGGCGGAAUUGACUCGCCAAAACCAGGAGUUAAGGAUGGAGAUCAGUCAGAGAAGACAGACACGUGAGGAUCACGCAGGACAGACACAAGGCCAUGGUGACAAAGAGAAUACUGAGGUUGGAAGCCAGUUUAGAGGCACCACUUCACGGGUAGUGCCACACUUGAAAGAGGAGAUGGACCAAAUGAAGAAAGUCAUGGAGGAGAUGAAGGAGAACAUGAGGAGAACUAAUCCUAUAGAGGAUUUGGUCCACAGAACAGAUUCUCCUUUUACGGCUUCCAUCAAUGGCCACCCCUUACCAUCAAAGUUCAAACUGCCUUCCCUGGACUCGUAUGAUGGGACGCGUGACCCCUUUGAUCACAUUGCAACAUUCAAGACGACAAUGCACCUCCAAGGGGUCCCUGAUGAAAUCAUGUGUCGAGCCUUCCCUACUACCCUUAAAGGCCCGGCACGAGUUUGGUUCAGUAAAAUCCCCCCAAGUUCCGUAAGUUCUUUCGAAGAGUUAAGCAAAUUGUUUGUUAACAAUUUCAUCGGGGGACAGAGGCACAAACGCUCUUCGUCCAGCUUACUGACCAUAGAACAAGGGGAGAACGAAAGCCUGCGGUCAUUCAUCACUCGCUUCAACAGGGAAGCCCUUAGCGUGGACGAGGUGGACGACAAGCUUCUACUGGCAGCCUUCCACAAUGGGAUUAAUUCGGAUUUAUUUAUCCACAAGCUAUACGAGAAGGAGCCGCAAACCAUGGCCGAGCUCGUGCUCAUGCAAAUCAAAGACGAUCCUUCUUUAAAAUGGCCAGAGAAGAUGAAAGGGGAUCCCAACAAGCGCAAUAAGAACAAAUAUUGUCGCUUUCACAGGGACCAUGGGCAUGACACGGAUGAGUGUUAUGACCUAAAACAGCAAAUUGAGAACCUUAUCAGGCAAGGAAAGUUGAAGCACUUUGUUGGAAGGGAUCGUACAGAUGAGAAGCUGAAAGGCAAAAUGGAGGAAUCAUCCCGGCCCCCACUUGGAGAGAUAAGGAUUAUCGUUGGAGGGAACCUGAUGGGGCGAUCUUCCAAAUCGAAGAAGACGUAUCUCAAAGCGGUACAAAAUGUCCAGCUCUCUGGACGACCACCAAGGACGAGAUUAAUGGACGAGCCAACCAUUUCCUUCACCGAUGAAGAUGCUGAGAGGAUCCAUCACCCGUAUGACGAUGCGAUCGUUAUUACACUGCUCAUUGCAGAUUAUACAACCAGAAGAAUGUUAGUUGAUAAUGGAAGUUCAGCAGACAUAUUGUACUACCCCGCCUUCCAACAGAUGAGGCUUGGACGAGAUCAACUUCGUCCAGUAUGCUCACCGCUGAUAGGAUUUGGAGGAAUGAAGGUGCAGCCCGUGGGUACCAUUACAUUACCAAUGGUGGUAGGGUCAUACCCGCAACAGAUAACCAGGGAAGUCAAUUUCCUCGUGGUAGACUGUACUUCUUCAUACAAUGCCAUCAUCGGAAGACCCACUCUUAAUAGUUGGAAGGCGAUAACCUCAACCUACCAUCUAUCAGUCAAAUUCCCUACGGAGUACGGGAUAGGACAAGCACAAGGAGAUCAGUUGGCAGCUAGAGAAUGCUACUUAGCCAUGAUGGCUUUGGAUGAACAGAUGCAGACAAUGAGCAUCGAGGAGAGAAGAGUUAUUGCAGAGCCCACGGAAGUGUUGGAAGAUGUUCUUUUGCAAGAAGAUGAUCCUGAGAAAUUUACCAGAAUUGGAACAGGUAUGAAGGAGAAGGCAAGAGAAGACCUCAUCCAGUUCCUGAGAAAAAGUAUCGACGUUUUUGCAUGGAGUCAUGACGACAUGCCAUGA